Molecule: messenger RNA, 645 nt
Organism: Rosa rugosa (rugosa rose)
Lineage: Eukaryota; Viridiplantae; Streptophyta; Magnoliopsida; Rosales; Rosaceae
Exons: 2
Coding region: 50-493 (147 amino acids)
Source: RefSeq, a predicted model, not a curated record
GAAAGAGUUUCGACCAAAAAAAAAAGAAGAAAGAAAGAGUGACGCAACCAUGGAAGCAGAGAUGAACAAGAAGAAGCUGGCGGUGGGCCUUGUCAUCCUUACGGUCUUCAUUUCCCGUAUCGGAGCUUGGACCGGUGAAAUCAACGGCAGAGUUAUCUGUGAUGUUUGCGGCGACUCCGCCCUCGGACCUGAAGAUCAUAUUCUAGAAGGUGCUGAGGUAGCUGUUCUAUGCAUCACAAAAUCUGGGGAAGUUCUAAAUUACCAGGCAUUCACGAAUGCUAAGGGGAGAUAUACAGUGGCAGAGACGAUGCCUGAAAGUGACCGCUGGGAUGCGUGCCUGGCACGACCUAUCAGCAGCUUCCAUGAGCACUGCACUCAUCUCAGGGGUGCCAGCUCAGGAGUAAAGUUCAGUUAUAAUCAUCCAUCAGGUUAUUCUCACACCGUCAGAACUUUUGUCUAUCGACCAUCUAGUGUACCAGUAUACUGCAUUUGAACGUUGUAGGCUUGAUGUAUAUUACUGUUCUGUAGUUGCAAUCUUGCUUUGCCUAUAUUGAAUGGAAUUGGAAAAGAGAUUAUGUAGUCAUUACACAAUGAAUGUUAUUAUAGUGCUGUGGGAGGUUGAUGCUGCAGUGUAGUUUUUGUUAA